CACCACCCCUGGCGGCGGCGGUGGCUCCGGGCCCGGCGGGGGCGCGGCCCCAGGUGCACCACCCCUGGCGGCGGCGCUGGCUCCGGGCCGGGCGGGGGCGCGGCCCCAGGUGAUGGCGACGGGGCCCCGACAGCGCCAGGCACUGAUACCCCGGACAGCACCACCCCUGGCGGCGGCGGUGGCUCCGGGCCCGACGGGGGCGCGGCCCCAGGUGAUGGCGACGGGGCCCCGACAGCGCCAGGCACUGGUACCUCGGGCAGUACCACCCCUGGCGGCGGCGGUGGCUCCGGGUCCGGCGGGGGCGCGGCCCCAGGUGGUGGCGACGGGGUCCCGACAGCGCCAGGCAUUGAUACCCCAGGCAACACCGCCCCUGGCGGCGGCGGCGGCGAACGCUAG
Molecule: messenger RNA, 396 nt
Organism: Prorocentrum cordatum
Lineage: Eukaryota; Dinophyceae; Prorocentrales; Prorocentraceae
Source: the annotation of a GenBank genome assembly